Molecule: messenger RNA, 2061 nt
Organism: Anisakis simplex (herring worm)
Lineage: Eukaryota; Metazoa; Nematoda; Chromadorea; Rhabditida; Anisakidae
Source: the annotation of a GenBank genome assembly
AUGGAAAGCAAUUCUGGAAAGAGAGGGACGGAUCACAUUUACAUAGCAAUGGAAGAACCGGUAGGGGAACAAUCUUGGCCCGAUGACCCUGCUACUUCUCUACUUCCUGGAGAUUCACAGAAGUCAGGAAUUCCUGUGAAAUAUCGGCAGGGUAAGAUGUUGGAGAAAAAUGAAAUGAAAAGUGAGUCCGAAACGAAGCGAACAGCAGAAGAACGUCCGCCGGCGAAGACGAAGAGGGUGAAACCUCAGAGCGAUCACGCUCCAAUCCAUCUACCAGACAAAAUCAUACUCCCAUACAUUGAUCCGAAGACGGACGAUGAAUUGUACUGUUGCCUUCAAGCGCUCAAGGACAGACAGUUCCUUGACAAGUCAUGGCGCAGAUAUGGGAAGCCACAGAAUGGCGAAGGGGAAGAGUGGAAAGAAGUACGACAAGCCCAGAGUGAUGAGUGCCGAGCGAUGGAUGCCCAUAAUGAAACGGGGCUGAAAGAGAGGUUCUUUGAUAUUCAAAUUCUUUAUUCUAAAGUGAUUUAUAGUAGUCGUGGUUGGAGAGUGGCUUCAAGAGAUAGCGUCUCAGAAGAUACUGAUAGAUUAAUGUUGCCAAAGGUAGACAUUUCUGGUAUCGAAUUUGGCUUCAGAUGUCUUAUAAUAAUUGCAAAUCAUUUGCAAUUUCCAAUGAUGUGUUUCGUCGCGUUCGCCUUCAGCGAACGCAUCGGAUAUGCCUUUACGAGAGAUUUGGGACCCAAACUCGCGAGGCGUGCACUUAAUCAGAUCAUAUUGUUGCUGCUGCUCACCACAGUUGGUUAUGGUGGGAUCAUGUUCGCUGUUCACCGAUUUGCCAUCCCACCCGAUAUUCAUCUCUCUCGAUCGUAUAUCAAUUAUAUGAUGGCAGUUGAUCUUUAUAGUGACAUUUCUGGAGAAGAUAUGAGUAAUAGGGUUACAGUGCAACAUCAGUCAUACAUAUAUAUCCACUGCUCGUCAGUCGACUCCGGUGAAUCGUCCGCAGUAUUAGGACUGAAAUGUCCAAUUGAUCUGAAUUUUGCCAUGAUCUACUCGUUACUGCGUACGAAGCGAAAUUCUUCUCUUCGUGAAUUUGCUUCAGAAUAUUUUCUGAUGUGUUUCGAUAUCAAACGGAAACAGACCACCAUUUGCAAAAGAUAUUUCGAAUACAUGCAAACAAUCAAUAGAGUAAAUGAGACAGAGUUAGCAGCUUUGCAAUUUUUUGUCGAUGCGCCGUUCACAAUUUGUGACAGCGUUGUUAGGAGGCUGAAAACAGAGGAGCAAGCAAGACGAUGCUCUCAAAAUGAGUCACACCGUUAUGCAUUUCUGAUUAUCCUGUUUUGCAAGGUGAUCGUUGGCUGUUGUCGAAGUUUGGACGAUGAUUUAAAAUGGAUAAUUCAUACCUCAUCAGAUUCUGAGUCAUCAUGGUUAAUGAGCGGUUCACUGGAGCUUCAAUUCGCCGACAAAUUGGCUAUAUUUUUAUGUGCUGCGAUAACUGUGCUGUCCCUGGUUGCCCACUUGCCAGAAGCAGUACGAAAUAUUCUUCGUGAUCGUUAUCUUCGGAAUAAAAUGGGAAGAAUUAUCGAAAAGGAGAAGAAUACAAAGACACCACACAGUAUGAAUCUAUCAAGUAAUCCAUUGGAUGGUUUCUUUAGGGAUGCUAAUUUAUUAUGGUCCAGAUACAAUGACUUCUUCGAGCAGUUCAAGCAACGGGAUAAUUUGAGAACGCUUUGUUUAACUAUUCAUUUCUUGGAUGAAAAUUCAAGAGAUUUGUGUGAAGCGGUGUUGGGCAAUGAUUUCUUCAAAGACUUGCGUGAAUAUUAUCGUGACAUAUAUGAAAAAGCGAGCUCUGAGAGGUUUUACGGAAGAUUGGUUCGCAAAUUAUUGAGAGAUGAACUGGAUACAGUCGAUGUCUUCGGAGAUUUCAAAACCGCCUACAUAAUGCUUACAAUCUUCAAUGAAGAACUGAUACUAUCACGGCGAGAAUCGCAAUCGCGUCCGGAAUGGUGGAGCGAUGACCUAGAAUAUGUGGCGCAUAUGGUGGGUGAUCAAUGUGGAAUUUGA